AUGCGGAUGAUAAUUUUCCGGAAGGAAGGCUGUUCAAAUCCGCCACACAAUCCUUAUAUGAAAACUGCCUUUGAUAGCAAUUUCAAAACUCAUACAAUAUGUGAAUCGUGGAAUUCCGGUAAUCAACCGGAUGAUUUACUUUGGACAGAACCGGCGGAUCGUUUGUUACGAAUCAUUGGUAAUGGCGUUGUCAAGGAUGGAUAUAAUAUGUUUAUGACACCAAGUCAAGCUGAAGGUAAAACAACGGUGGUAUCGGUCGCUAUAUACAUUGAGUCUAUGUCAUCGUUCAGAACACAAACAAUGGAUUUCGAAGUUGAUAUGUACCUUGCUCUGGGCUGGUAUGAUCGUCGUUUAGCUCAUAACUGUACACAUCCAGUACUUGUCACACAUAAAUUCAUUGUUGAUCGUUUGUGGCAGCCUGACCUUUACUUUGUUAAUUCCAAAUUUGCCUACCUCCAAGAAGUGACAACGCCAAAUUUCAUGGUCAUCGUUUAUCCUGAUGGUUUAAUUUUCAAAUCUAUGAGAUUGGAUGUGACAUUAUCUUGUAUGAUGGAUUUACAACGUUUCCCCAUGGAUAAACAGGAAUGCCCACUUAUUAUCCAAAGCUAUGCUUACGUAGAGAAUUUAGUAAAUCUAACAUGGCAUGAAGAUCCACCGUAUUUUCCAUUCGGAAGUAAUAGCGAAAUUAAAACAAACGAUAUGGUUAUCACGAAUACAAGAUUUGAGAAGUGCCUAACACCGUAUCAAAUGUUUCGCGGUUUUGGUAAUUGGUCAUGUAUUCGAGGAUUCAUAAUCAUGAAGCGAUUAAUGUUAUUUCAUGUAAUACAAACAUAUUUUCCAUCAGCAAUGCUUGUUUCCAUCUCAUGGAUGAGCUUUUGGCUUGACCCACGUGCUUCACCAGCUCGUGUGACACUGACCAUUACUACAUUACUCACACUGACCACAAUGAGUAAUGGUGCAAGACAAGAUUUGCCACAGGUUAGCUAUAUCAAAGCAUUGGAUAUUUGGUUGACAUUCUCACAGGCAUUGAUAUUUCUUGUAUUGUUGGAGUAUUCAUUUGUCAGCUAUUAUUUAACUAAGCGUGACUAUAAUUGCAUACAUCGUCGUGUUUUUGGUACCACUGAACUUUAUCCUGAAAUGGAAAAAAAGAAAUUAGGUGCGCAAAAUCCAUCAUUGACCAGCACAAGGAGAUAUUCCAUAGACAAUGGUCACACAAAUAUAACAAAUGCAUAUUCAUUGACCGCUGGACUAACACGAUGUUUACGUAACACAGCAACAUUAGUUGCUAAAACAUACAAUGAACAUGAUAAAAUUUUCAAUAAUCUCGACAUUUCAAAGCCAUGUCAAAAAUGUACGGCAUCGAAUGAAUUUGUUGCACGACAAAUUGAUCAUUAUAGUCGAGUCAUAUUUCCAUCAGUAUUUUUACUCUUCUCCACCUGUUAUUGGUUAUACUACAGUUGGUACACUAACGAAGAUUAA
Brugia pahangi is the source of this 1479-nucleotide messenger RNA. The record is from the annotation of a GenBank genome assembly. NCBI's taxonomy places the organism in Eukaryota, Metazoa, Nematoda, Chromadorea, Rhabditida, Onchocercidae.